ACGUCUUUGUAUGAUUUACUGUGGAUCCUGGCCAGUGGGUCUGAAGUCUUUCUUUUAGCAGUUUCUCUUGUCGUUGGACAACUGUCUUUGUGUUUGCAAUAAGCGGUCGUGGUCUUCAAUGCAAGACAGUGCGGGUGGUGGAAUGCGAUGUUGUUGAGUGUCUCUGCAGGUAGUUUGAGUUGUGUGGUCAGGAAGUCCUUUACUGACUUUUCAGCAUCAUCUAGGGUUUGUUUAGGAAAACUAAAUUGUCUCUCAUGCUGUGAGCUUGUUAAUCCAGAAUCGUUCCUUUCAUGUCUUUGUGUUCUGUGCUAACAGAGGCAUGCUGCGUGGGAAGAGUGUUAACUGAGUGUCUUGUUGGCUUUGCCACAGUGACUGGAGUUCCCUGUGCGGGACAUGAGUGUGCCGCUCGCCUCUGUGCAGAAUGGUGGCUUGGGAGAUGUUGAUGGAACCCGAUAACGAGCUGGAGAGGGAGUCUGAACAGAGUCUUUUGCAGUUUGGACUAUCGUCUGUUUUGUCUUUGCUCAUGAUGCAAAGCUGGUUACACAUUUAUAUGGCUCCGAGUUGUCCAUGUCACUUGAUGUCCAGUUUGGAAAUGGAGAAAAGUAAAAGAAAAUGAUGCUGUGAGAGGUUCAGUUUAAAGGUGAUGAAUAUUUUUAUAAUUUCAAUAGCUUAUAUAACUUUGUAUGUGUGGCUCAUAGUGCCGAAUCAUCACCAGAUUCUGCAGUUUCUCUCAACUCUUUCAGUUCAUUGUUCCGGUUUUACAGCUAGCAACUUUACAGAUCUGGUUCAACGUCACCGCUCUCAGCAUCAUUUCUGCACUAAAAGGUCCGCAUGCCUUAAUGUAACGCUUCCAAUGUAAAAUUCAACAUCUGGACUUGAUUUGUCUGAGAGUAUGAACAGGAGGAAUGAUUACAGCAAGCAAAACCUGUUUCAUUGUACACGUGAGCACCCGACUACUGUUUCAAGAAAUACUUGAAAAACUGUGAACCUCUCCUUUAACCUUUACGCCAACUCAUCAGAAGCUGCAGUUACAGAUGGACCUGGUAACAAUAUUUGCAUUUCUGCUGUUCAGUCUCUGCUGGAAACUCAUUCACGUCACCUAAUGACACCCCAACAUGGGACAAACAUGCCCAGAAAGCACAUAUUUAUUCCGACCAGAGAGAAUUAAACAUUUAAUGGUUCAGGUGCUAAUAUUUUCCUAAACAAAGACAAAGAUUUACUCCAACCCUCCCAACUGAUGAAAACUCCUUCCGAUAAGGAUGGAUUGACCUUCCGAUUGCGGUUGUGACGUGAAGCUUUUUUGUCUGAUUGGGCUAUUAUUCUGAUAAUUAGUAUAACAUUAGGGUCCAUGUAAAUGCAGCUACUGUGAUGGUACAAGUGCGUGCGAGACACUCCUCCCAGUGUCAUCUGUAGCCAAGCAACAGACAGUGUCUCACCUGCACAGUGGGACCUGCUUCCUGCCUAAGCUUCUCCUGUUUGGACUGCUAUUAAGCUACCCAACUGUAAGCUUGUUUUUACCAUAAUCCCUUUAAAUAAAAAAAAAAAAGCAUCCAGUAUAUUGUUAUCUGAUUAUUUAUCUCAGUAUUUACUCUAUCAGUGACGUUGCCGGCCUCAAAUAUGCGAAUGUUUGGUGUGGAGCCAGCAGAUGACGAUUGUUGUCUGCUCCACUGUAAAUAUUUGCAUCCAUGCUGUGUCCAUAGUUCCCUAUUCGUAGCAUUGCACCACAGCUCAUAGGUCACUCUGGUCUGACGACAUACUGAUAUUUCCUAGGUUACGGAGGUGGAAGCUUGGCUGCAGUCAGACGCUAACGGCAGAGAAGUUGCAUCGUCUCACGGGAGAAGAAAGACGUGAGCUCACCUGAACAAGAUUAAGUGGGAGUCAUAAUGGUGAAACUUAAAGAAGAGCUCUGGACGACUCUAUUGGAACUAAAAGACGCCGAGUUCAAGCACUUCAAGUGGUUCCUGAAGCAUGAUGACAUCCUGGAAGACUUUUCAGGCAUCCCAGAGGCUUUUUUGGAGAAGGCAGAAAGGUGUUACACAGUGGAUCUAAUGGUACAGAAAUAUCAGGGUCCUGGAGCUCUGAAGGUGACCUUGAAGGUGUUAGAAAAGAUCUACAGGAACGAUCUGGUGCAGCGUUUGGAAAGACUUCAAGACCUCAACAACCAUGACUCUGUUCCUCUCAAAAGUGAUCAUGAAAGAAAGAAGGCCGAGCUGGGGGAUAAAAUUAAGCUGAUGAUCCAGGAGAGACAGAUGAAGAUCAGAGAAAUCAAACACUCCACAGAGCUCAGCAACAAAUCUGCAGACAAACAUGUCGCAGACAGCGAGCGGGUCUUCGCUGUUUUGUUGCAGUCUGUUAAGAGAAGUCUGACUUAUCUUAUCAAGGCAAUUAAUGAAAAGCGAAAAACAGCACAGAAACAGGCCGACGACUUCAUCCGAGAGCUGGAGCAGGAAAUCUCCGAUUUGACAAAGACAAGCAAUAAGAUGGAGCAACUCUCACGCACCGAAAACCACCUCAACGUCCCCUUUGCCUCACUUCCUCUCACCAAGAACUGGACAGAAGUCAGCGUCCCUCCACCGUCAUAUGGAGGAAGUGUCGGGACAGCUGUGAAUCAGCUGCAGGAAGAAUUCAGCAAAGAGAAAGAGAAGCUGAUCGCCAAGGCCAAGCUGCACAGGGUCCAGCAGUUUGCAAAGGAUGUGACUCUAGAUCCUGAUACAGCAAAUCCCAACCUCAUUUUGUCUGAGGACGGGAAACAGGUUUACUGUGGUGACGUAAAACAAAACCUCCCAGACAACCCAGAAAGAUUUAAUUGUGCCGCAAAUGUCUUGGGAAAGCAGAGCUUCUCUUCAGGAAGAUUUUACUACGAGGUUCAAGUUGAAGGGAAGACUUCUUGGGAUUUAGGUGUCGUCAAAGAGUCUAUCGACAGAAAGCUAUCGGUCACAGCGAACCCUACAAAUGGCUACUGGACGAUAUGUUUAAGGGAUGCAGAUAAGUACAGAACGGCUGCUGUCCAUCUCAGUGUAAAAUAUCCGCCAAAGAAGGUGGGUGUGUUUGUGGAUUACGAGAAGGGUUUGGUCUCCUUUUUUGACGUAGAUUCUGCAGACCUUAUCCACUCCUUUACUGACUGUUCCUUCACGGAGAAACUCUACCCAUUCUUCAGCCCCGGUCUUCAUUAUGAGGGCAAAAACUCAACCCCUCUGAUCGUCUCCCCUGUCAAUUACACUGAUUAGAUUUUCAGCAACUUCACUACUUCCCCAUAAACUUCAAUAUAUUCAUGUUCAUAUAUUUUGCUAUUUAUGUAUUUUAUCUGUUUUUAAAUGUACAUAACUUCUGGUUUUAAGUGUCUUUGAGUGUCCUGAAAAGUGCUAUAGAAAUAAAAUGUAUUAUUAUUAUGAUUAUUACUAAUAAUACGAGAAGAGUAGCUUUGAAACUGUCAGAAAAUGUACUGGGGUUUGGUUGUAGUAACAGAUUGUGCCACUAGAUGGUGCCACUUUCUCUUUGAUGAAAUGGAGUUACAGAUUCUGCCUCACUCUGCUCACUGCUACAGUCUCCAGAGUGAUUAUUUCCCCUGAGGAAGGAGUUGGGAUGUGCAUAUUGAUAUUCAACCACUAAUGUGUGUAUAUAGAAGGUACUACCUGGCAUUGUAUGGUUAAUGAAUACCGCACAAUAAAGUAACAGUGUGAAAAUCCC
Messenger RNA from Micropterus salmoides (largemouth bass), 3687 nucleotides. RefSeq names its product E3 ubiquitin-protein ligase TRIM39-like. Bases 1884 to 3227 code for a protein of 447 amino acids. The transcript is spliced from 3 exons. The record is from RefSeq and is a predicted model, not a curated record. NCBI's taxonomy places the organism in Eukaryota, Metazoa, Chordata, Actinopteri, Centrarchiformes, Centrarchidae. Gene Ontology annotation, molecular function: protein binding.